Messenger RNA from Mytilus californianus (California mussel), 1086 nucleotides. RefSeq lists its product as uncharacterized. Bases 12 to 776 code for a protein of 254 amino acids. The transcript has a single exon. Gene Ontology annotation, molecular function: nucleic acid binding; zinc ion binding. The record is from RefSeq and is a predicted model, not a curated record. NCBI's taxonomy places the organism in Eukaryota, Metazoa, Mollusca, Bivalvia, Mytilida, Mytilidae.
GUUAUUGUGGUAUGUCUGACUCCGAGAAACUUCUAGAUUCUGACCAUGAAUCUUUGCCUGGUCCUAGUGUACAUUCGUUGCCUGAUGGUAGUUCUGCACAUCAUACUGGUAAUAACGACUUGGUGGAUACAUUCUCGCUGUUUAAAACCUAUCUUGACGGGAAGAUCGCUACUCUUCACAAAGACUUGGCCGUUGGCAAUGAGAACUUCGCUACCAAACUCAAGCAAGAAGUGUCAGUUAAACUUAAAGGUGAGGGUAAUCAGAUACAGUUCAAUUUCAAUUGUGAAAUUAUGGCCGACCUUGUUAAGCUUCAGAAGCGUAUUCCUGAUGAAGAUGCAGCAUGUCUUAAAUUGGUAUCUGGUGCUAUCCUCAAAGUUAAGAAGCGUAAUAAACUCAUCCGCAUUGCAGACAAAUCCCCCGCAGGCUGGAAAACCGUCCGCGAAUAUGAGAGUGACGACCUUGCCUCCGACUCAGAAGAUGAGAAACGCAUUCGUUCUGCAGAAAGCCGUGCCAUUAGGAGUAUCAAGGAAAAGAAAAGACCUCAUCCUUAUAGAACCGUUACAGCUACUGUUUCUGCUCCUCCUGCUCCAAUGCCCAAUCAACACAACGUUCGACAAAACAAUUAUCAACAGCCGCCCUUUCGGACCAGCAGACGGAGGGAACCCUCAUCUCAUGACAUCUGUUACAACUGCAACCAGAUUGGUCACUGGCGAACUCAGUGCCCCCUUUUCAGUACAAAACCAGCUGUCCCAGGGACAUCAAGGCAACAGAGUUAAUGAUAAGUAUUUUGAUACUACUUUUUUAGAUGAAAGCAAUCUUUACGGACAGUUUGAACUGUUUCUGUCACAUGCUAAAUAUUUUGAUAAUAUUGAUAUUUCAUCUGUUGCAAAAGGGGUAAAAUAUAGUUUACGCAAGCAUAUACAAUUCUGGAAACAUAUAGGUGCAAAUGAAUUUGUUAUCAAUACUAUCCAACAUGGUUACGUUAUUCCAUUUUUGCAGACUCCUACAUCUAUGUCAUUUAAGAAUAACAAAUCUGCAAAUGUCCAUUCUAAAUUUGUAAAUGAAGCAAUUUCAGAAUUACUGAAU